AAUCUUGACAGAUAAAUAUUUUUUCAACAUGAUUUAUUAAUGUUAUAAGUUUAUUUCAUUUCAUUUAUAUCCCUAGCAUUACGUAGUUAUUUUCACAUUAAUUACACAUAGUAAUAGUUAAUAUUUUGCAUGUACAGAAUUUCUCAGUGCACUAGGCAAUAAUUUAACACGCCUGGGGAAGUUUUAUGUAAAAUGUAAGGUUAGAGUCGCGUCAAGAAGCGUCACAUAAUGUAAACAUACGUGAAAAUGCCGCCACAGUUUUAGUGAAAUUUGUUAAAGAAACGCAUUUAUGUAAAUAAUUACGCACUCAAAAUGAAGAAAGAACGAACUGGAGACACUUGUCGACCAUAUAAAUUAGCUCAUCAAAUAUUAAGUUUAACAGGAAUUAGCUUCGAUCGUAAGAGUAUUAUAGGAUUUGUAGAGUUAACUGUUGUUCCACUUAGGGACAACCUAAGAAACAUAAAACUCAAUGCAAAGCAAUGCAGAAUCUACCGAGUUAUAUUAAAUGAAACAUAUGAAACACAAUUUCAAUAUUUUGAUCCUUUUCUUGAUAUAUGCCAGGGUGAUGAAGAAACAAGAUCACUGGAAACUUUUAGUGCUCAUCAUUUAUCUGCAGCAUUGAAGAUUGAUCCUGAUAACAGUGCUGGAGAGUUAGUUAUCAAUAUACCUGCAGAAGCAGUUCAUUUAAUAGCUGAAGGAACUGCACUCAGAGUUGGUAUUGAAUUUUCCCUUGAACAACCUGAAGGUGGUAUUCAUUUUGUGGUCCCACCUGGGGAAGGCACUUUUGCUGAGCGCGGGGUACACAUGUAUUCUUAUGGUCAUCAAAACGCAUCUCGUUUGUGGUUUCCUUGUGUCGACAGUUAUGCUGAACCAUGCACAUGGAAACUAGAAUUUACCGUUGAUGAUAAUAUGACGGCGAUUUCAAAUGGUGAUCUACAAGAAGUGGUUUUUACGCCAGAUAUGCGACGAAAAACAUUUCAUUAUUCCUUAAAUAUUCCGACAUGUGCGCCAAAUAUAUCUCUGGCAGUGGGGCCGUUUGAAAUCUACGUUGAUCCAUAUAUGCACGAAGUAACGCACUUUUGCCUACCACAGUUACUGCCACUUUUAAAAGUCACCACGACUUUUAUGCAUGAAGCUUUUGAGUUCUUUGAGGAGACAUUAGCAAAUCGCUACCCGUACUCUUGCUAUAAACAGGUUUUUGUGGAUGAAGUACAUGAAGAUCACAGAUCGUAUGCGACAAUGGCUAUUUUAAGCACAAACUUGUUACAUUCGGCUGUGAUUAUUGAUCAGGUGUAUAUUACGCGACGUGCGAUGGCGCAAGCAAUUGCCGAGCAAUUUUUCGGAUGUUUUAUAUCGAUGCAAAACUGGUCGGAUAUGUGGCUGCCAAAAGGUAUAAGUCAAUACUUAUGUGGACUUUACGCUAAAAAAUGUUUUGGAAAUAAUGAAUACCGAGAAUUUGUCCAAUCUACACUCCAAGAGGUGGUGAAAUAUGAAGAGGAAUAUGGUGGGAUUAUAUUAGAUCCCAGUCAGCCACCGGCGCCACUUCCAGUGGCUUCCAAUACGUCGCAAAUGCAUUCGAAACAUCAGGAGGCACAUUUUUAUUUUUCAAUCAAGAAUUUACACACGCAAUCACCAUUAUACGUUGAGACACUCUACAAGAAAGCGUUUUUGGUGAUGAGAAUGUUGGAACAUCGGAUUGGCUUGGAGUUGCUAUUGCAAGUAUUUAAUAAGCAACUGUCUCUAGCUUCGAAUGCUUCCAGUCAGAAAAUUGGAAGUGGCCUCUGGGGCCACAUGUUGAUCAGUACUAACUUAUUUACUAAAGCAAUUUUUACCGUUACUGGAAAAGACAUGGCGGUUUUUAUCGAUCAAUGGGUACGAACUGGAGGGCAUGCAAAGUUUCAUUUGACUUCUGUAUUCAACAGAAAACGUAACACCAUUGAGUUAGAAAUCAGGCAGGAUGCUACUACACAAACCGGGAUUCGAAAAUAUGUUGGACCACUUUUAGUUACAUUACAGGAACUGGAUGGAACUUUUAAGCAUAAUUUACAAAUUGAGAAUACUGUGGUUAAGUCGGAUAUUACAUGUCAUUCCAAAAGUAGAAGAAAUAAGAAGAAAAAGAUUCCUUUGUGCACUGGGGAAGAAGUUGAUAUGGAUUUAAGUGCUAUGGACGAUUCACCUGUUUUGUGGAUCCGGCUUGAUCCUGACAUGACUCUACUGAGAUCUGUUGUGAUUGAGCAACCCGACUAUCAAUGGCAGUAUCAAUUACGGCAUGAACGCGACGUUACGGCACAAAUGGAAGCCAUCAUGGCUUUGGAACGUUAUCCAACACCGGCUACAAGAUUAUCUCUCACGGAUACGAUCGAGAACGAACAAUGUUUCUACAAAGUACGAUGUCGUGCGGCCCACUGUUUAACUAAGGUAGCUAAUGCCAUGAUUAACUGGGCUGGUCCACCAGCAAUGCUUGCUAUUUUUCGCAAACUGUUUGGUUCGUUUGCAGCGCCACAUAUUAUUCGGCAGAAUACGUUUAGCAAUUUUCAACAUUACUUUAUUCAGAAAACAAUUCCCGUAGCGAUGGCUGGCCUUCGUAACGCGCACGGAAUUUGUCCACCGGAAGUUAUUCGUUUUCUAUUAGAUCUUUUCAAAUACAAUGAUAACUCAAAAAAUCGAUAUUCUGAUAAUUACUAUCGAGCUGUUCUUGUUGAUGCGUUAGGUGGCACUGUCACACCGGUGAUAUCAGUUGUGCAACAAGGUUCGAUAACAUUCGAUAGCUUGAGCGCUGAUACAAAAUGCGUUCUGGAGGAAGUAACACGGAUGCUUAAUCUGGAGAAAAGUUUGCCGUGUUACAAAUACACCGUUACGGGUGCAUGCUUAAGAGCGAUCAGAAAAUUGCAGAAGUUCGGGCAUUUACCCAGUAGUCCGGUUUUGUUUAAAUCGUACGCGGUUUAUGGUUUAUACAUUGAUGUGCGACUGGCCGCUUUGGAAUGUUUGGUUGAUUUUGUGAAAGCUGACGGACGGUUACCCGAUUUACAAUAUAUCUUGGAUUUAAUCGAAAAUGAUCCGGAUCCUGGGUUACGACAUAAGUUGGCGAGGAUGUUGAUACUCAAUCCACCGUUUGAAAGAGCGCAUAGGCACCGUUUGGAUGUUCCGGAAUUGGUAAAACGAAUUUGGGUGAAUAUAAAUGGCAUGUUGUCUCACGAUACAAGAUUACGUUGUGACUUAGUCGACCUUUACUAUAAGCUGUAUGGAGUGAAACACCCCACAUGCAUUCCUAUACCAGGGCUUGCUGGCAUUCUCAAACCGCAGAAAGUGCAUAACUUUGUGGAGGAAGAACUUCGUCGGCCACAAUACGAUCCGAAGCCUAUACCGAAACUGAAGGAAGAAAGACUUACGCAGGUUGCACCAAUGGAAAUUAAAGAAGAACCAACAGAUGUGUGGGAAACUCGCACAAUUAUAAAGCAACCUCCUGCAGCAACACUCGAUGAAGUGUGUGUGACCGAAACUAAAAUUGUUACCUAUAUUGGUGGAAAUAGUGUUUCAAAACAGGAAUAUUUCUCGGAUAAUUCCGUUUCAUUGCCUGGUAUGGGUCAAACGGGCCCAGUUGGGUUCGAACCUGGUAUGUUUAAGAAAGAAGGCGACGGUAAACACAAGGGCGAUCCGACUAAAGUUAAGAAAAAGAAGAAAGAUAAAAAGAAACAUAAACAUAAGCAUAAACAUAAACACGAACAUAAACAUAAGGAUAAAAAGGAGAAGGAUCCGACUAAAAAGCUGAUAAAGGAGGAAGAAACGCUUAGUUCUGUUAGUUCUACACCUAGCCCGAAUCCAAUUUCUUUGGGUCAGACCGAUAUUUUAUGAUAGUACAAUAUAAUUUUUUUUAUAUUUGCAAUACAAUAUAUGUUGUAUCGAAA
This is a messenger RNA of Dalotia coriaria, 3905 nucleotides long. It is a transcript of the gene Taf2, whose product is annotated as TATA-box binding protein associated factor 2. Gene Ontology annotation, biological process: transcription initiation at RNA polymerase II promoter. The coding region runs from base 313 to 3852 and encodes 1179 amino acids. Gene Ontology annotation, molecular function: metallopeptidase activity; zinc ion binding; RNA polymerase II general transcription initiation factor activity. Gene Ontology annotation, cellular component: transcription factor TFIID complex. Lineage: Eukaryota; Metazoa; Arthropoda; Insecta; Coleoptera; Staphylinidae. The record is from RefSeq and is a predicted model, not a curated record. The transcript is spliced from 7 exons.